AUGCGUUGAACGUAGGCGCCGCGCGGUAGUAUUGAAGCGAAAGUCAAAUCCGACAGUUUUCGGUCGCAUUACGCAAUUUUAACAUCUGUCCGCUAAAAGAAAGAUACGAUACGACCGGUUUUCACAGCACUAUUUUCGUGGUACCUAACCAUUGUGUUGAGUUAUAAACUUAUAGAUGUGUGCGUAAAAUAACUGCUCGUGUUAGUGCCGCGCCGAUAACAAAGUGAACUCGACGUGUAACUACUCGUAUAUGAAGAUUGGUGUUCUUAAAUCGCGCGUUUUUCGAAAUUAUCGAUAACUGAAAACCGGUUUUGUGCUGUAUCAUUUUGUGCAGUGUCAAUAAACAUUUGUAAGGUGUCUUACAACCGUCUAUAGCCCCGACCGCAUCGUACUCUAAGGAUACGUCAACGUCUGCGCAGUCGCGUGCUUGCUGCUCCUCGUGGGGAGUUGGUCACCGGGGUCGUCGGCGGCGCCGUACAAGAGUCGCAAUAUGGAACGACAGAAGCGCGCAUCAGAAGAAGAAAACCCAUUAUGGGGAAACCCUUGCGUAUACGGUUCAACAAUUUCAAAAACAGAAUACGAGCCGAAAUUCGCGGAGAACUUGGCCCGUCAUGCUAAAUAUGUAUUUGAAGAAACGCUGAAAUAUAAAGAUGAAUUUGUUAAGCUGUAUAGUUACGAUACCUUUGAUUCAUUUUAUAAUCAGAUGAAUAAUAAAAAUGAUGACUGGCUUCGGAACUUUCCUUGGCAUCUUGAUGACAUUAUGCCCAAAAACAAAGUCCUGUACAAAUCUUUAGAUGAGGCUGAUUUGGAAGAAUUGAUGAAACACAUAGAUGACGUGCUACCUUACAUGUACAAGAGCUUGAAGAUGGUCGUCGCCGGGUUUCACAUGAUCGCUGAGAACCUUAUUAAUGACAAUAUCGCUGCGGACGCGAAUCUCGCUAAAAACAUCAAGGACACCGUACUCAAACUGAGCAAAGUGCUGUGUCUCUUUUUUGAUAUGAUCACGUCUCGUGACCUAAAAGUUUUACCACUACUGAACAACGAAAUCCCGGUCAUCAAUGAUUCAAAUAUAUUGAAAAACGCGUUCCCAAUUUACCGGGAUACACUUAAUUAUCUGGAAUACCUAAGCCAGGUUUUCCAGACGAUGUCCAAGACUGAUCUUACUCAAUCAGCUUAAAGAAUAAACUUUGGUUGUGUUUGUGUUACUUCGUAAGACCACUAACGUUUGAGGACCGGAUGUUUUUAAACUGAACAUUUUCGCAAAUAAACGUGCAUUAAAUUAAAAAGUGAUUCUUAUUUACAUUGUACUUCAAUUAAUGUUCAUUAAAUAUGUUCUUAUGAUAUUAUUUGUAAUCUGUAUUCUAUAACAUAGGUGCCUAAAUUAUAUUUGAUAACAAUGUAUUGUCACAUAAGGCGUGUUCACACUUCAAUUUUUAUAGUCUAUUAUCGUAUUGACAUUUUCGCAAUUAAUUUAUGUUAUAAUUUUUACUGAUUCACGUAAUAUUCCUAUGUAAUUGUUAAAACAAUGAGAUGAUAUUAACAUGUGUACAAGAUAUGACAAUACAAAUCAUCUAAUGGCAUUCUGUCGUUCCUCAUUCAUCAUCAGUUGGUCCUAAUGAGCUGCUAUGUUGCAUUUGGCUGUAUAAUUAAUGUAUUAGAAACAAUGUUAUUGCCAUUACAUUGCCAUUUUGGUCUAGAACGGAAUAGUUCCUUUUAUUUUAUGUAAAUAGUGACGAAUUUAAAUGGUAUUUAAUUUAUUAUCUGCUUAUUAACAUUCUAAAUUUCCCGAUUAUCCUAGUCAAGGUCAUAACUUAUUUAUUUCUCGCUAUAACUCACUUAGUUUGAUUUACUUUAUUAUUGAUAUUAUUUAAUAUAGAUUUUUAGUAUUAGUGACCAUUCCACCAGAUAAUAAUGAUUGAGAUUGUCGGCGUUAGUAAAUUGUUGAGUGUAUUUUGUGUAUGCGUCAGUGCAUGAAUCAUGCCGGUUGUAUGUACUUUUGUAUGAUAGAUACUCGUGUGAGUACCAUCACAUGCGCACGGUUGCGCAGGAGUUUCGACGAAUGCUUAAUUGUACAUUUUAUUCCUACCUUAAUUAGUAUUAUUUGACACUUUGUUAACUAUUUAUAUUACUGUUAAAUCCAAUGAAUAAAUAGAAUAGCUUUAAUGGAGCUGUUAAUUAUUAUUGUAAAAUACAGAGCCAGUGUAUUUAUUCAUUAAACAUUAUUUGUAUAGUUCAAAUAAUACUUAUUUAUAACUGGACAAACAUAAUUGCUAUGUUUGUGAAAUUAAAUUAUUAUUACAUUUA
Galleria mellonella (greater wax moth) is the source of this 2304-nucleotide messenger RNA. RefSeq lists its product as uncharacterized. The transcript is spliced from 7 exons. The record is from RefSeq and is a predicted model, not a curated record. The coding region runs from base 491 to 1177 and encodes 228 amino acids. Lineage: Eukaryota; Metazoa; Arthropoda; Insecta; Lepidoptera; Pyralidae.